Glycine soja is the source of this 1826-nucleotide messenger RNA. RefSeq names its product UPF0481 protein At3g47200-like. The transcript has 2 exons. NCBI's taxonomy places the organism in Eukaryota, Viridiplantae, Streptophyta, Magnoliopsida, Fabales, Fabaceae. The record is from RefSeq and is a predicted model, not a curated record. Bases 189 to 1439 code for a protein of 416 amino acids.
CUUCGUCAACGUCAACCAUAGUAGUUGAUGAGACAUUUAUCAGUAGAUAUUAAAACAAAGAUAUGCAACUUACGAACACCAGAAAGAGAAAGAACUUUGGCUACAAAUAUACAAAUAAGGACUUGACAUUCAAUCUAAACAAAUAAUCUAACCACUUUGGAGUUUGGUUAUUUUGAUCACUAGCUACAAUGGCAUACGACGGUGAUGUUGUUGAGAUCAAUAUUGAGGAGAUGCUGAAGGGGGCAUGGGCACCCGUAAUUACUGAGUGUUGCAUCUACAAAGUGCCGUUUAGUAUCCGAAGACACAACGAAGAAGCCUACACCCCAAAGGUUAUUUCUAUUGGCCCUUUUCACCACGGCCAUCCUCGCCUCCGAGACAUGGAGGAACACAAAAUCUAUUACUCCAAGGCUUUUCUCGAACGAUCUCAAACAACUUUGGACAGUUUUAUCGGAUGGAUUGAUGAGAUGGAGCCCAAGUUUCGUCGCUGUUAUUCACACACUCUUGAGUUCAGCAAGGAGCAACUCGUCAAAAUAAUCUUUGUGGAUUGUGCUUUUAUACUUGAGCUCUUCUGCAGAGACCAUGAUCAAGGAUUGAACCAGGACGUGAUGUGUCUUUCUAUCCCUCCUUUGAGGGAUAGUAUACAGUAUGAUUUGUUGUUACUUGAGAACCAGGUUCCUUUUUUUGUUCUUCAGAGUCUCUAUAAUCUGUCCUUCCGUUUACUGAAUGAUGACCGUUCAUUACUUGAGCGUACGUUUCACUUUUUUCGACAUUUCAAUAGAUCACAAUUAGACAUGGGAAAUAUUCAAAAAAUAAGCCACUUCACAGAUCUGAUAAGAACUUUUCACUUGCAAGAUCCUCUGCCGUCUAGGAUUGAUGGUAAAAUAAUAAAACAUCUUCCUAGUGCCACUGAGUUAUCAGAAGCAGGAUUGAGGUUUAAGGUUCUUGAAAGUGAGUCUUGUUUACUAAAGUUAGACUUUUCCGGACGGGUUCUUGAAAUCCCGCAGUUGGUAGUGGAAGAUCCGACUGAAACUUUGUUUCGCAAUAUGGUGGCAUUGGAGCAGUGUCACUAUCAUUUCCAAUCUUACAUUACGGACUACGUUUGUUUUUUAGACUUCCUUGUAAACACCAACAGAGAUGUGGAUAUACUAGUUCAAGAGAGAGUCUUUAUUAAUUGGCUAGGGGACACUGAUUCUGUGGCUAUGAUGAUUAAUGGCCUUAUGAAAAAUAUUACGACAUCAAAUAAUAUCAGUUCUCAAUACUUUGAUGUCAGUGAAAAGUUGAAUGCUUUUCAUAAAAAUCCUUGUCGUAAGUUGAUAUCGGCUCUGAGACGAGAUUAUUGUAGAGGUCCUUGGCAAACUGCUGCUUCCAUUGCUGCAAUUAUUCUUCUCAUUCUCUCUUUUGUUCAAACAGUUUGUUCUAUCUUGCAAGUAAUAUAUUAAUAGAAUAUGUCUCCAGGCCCUCUCCCAAAGACCUGCAGGUGUUGAAACAGAUUAAUUUAUUAGUCCUUCCCGAAAUUACUAUGGGUAUGCAUCAAGUUAUUCAGUGUUGCCUCUUGAAGUCUGUGUCUAUGGUGCAAAAUAUGAUCUAAAGUAGCUUACCCUGCUUCAGAUUUGUGAGAUGAUGAUGUCCUGAUACAUACCUAGUUUAAUUUUAUAGCUAUUUCAUAUUUGUAUUGUGUUGCUUUAGAUAUUUGUGAGAUGAUGAUGUCCUGAUAUUUACCUAGUUUAAGUUUAUAGCUAUUUGAUAUUCGUGUUGUGUUGCUUUUGAUAUUUGUGAGAUGAUGAUGUCCUGAUGCAUAUAUACCUAGUCUGAUUAAAGUUUUCGAA